Messenger RNA from Brassica oleracea var. oleracea, 1310 nucleotides. RefSeq names its product transcription initiation factor IIB-2. The record is from RefSeq and is a predicted model, not a curated record. The transcript has 7 exons. Gene Ontology annotation, biological process: transcription preinitiation complex assembly; DNA-templated transcription initiation. Lineage: Eukaryota; Viridiplantae; Streptophyta; Magnoliopsida; Brassicales; Brassicaceae. Gene Ontology annotation, cellular component: transcription preinitiation complex; nucleus. Gene Ontology annotation, molecular function: TBP-class protein binding.
GUUGAAGAAAGAAGAACAAAAAGUGUCAAUCUUUAACAGUCCACAUCGAAGUCCAAUUUCAAGUAAAAAAAGGGGUUUUAGGGUUUGCUCCAAGAAGAAGAAGAGACGAAAGAGAAGCAAUGAGCGACGCGUUUUGCUCGGACUGCAAGAAACACACGGAGGUCGUGUUCGAUCACUCCGCCGGAGACACCGUCUGCUCGGAGUGCGGCCUCGUGCUCGAGUCUCACUCAAUCGACGAAACCUCCGAGUGGCGCACCUUCGCUAACGAGUCGGGCGAUAACGAUCCCGUCCGCGUCGGCGGUCCGACGAACCCGCUUCUCGCCGACGGUGGUCUCACCACCGUCAUUUCGAAACCUAACGGAUCGUCCGGGGACUUUCUCUCGUCUUCGCUUGGUCGUUGGCAGAACCGUGGAUCGAACCCUGAUCGCGGGCUUAUCGUCGCGUUCAAGACGAUCGCUACUAUGGCUGAUAGGUUGGGGCUUGUGGCGACCAUCAAGGACCGAGCCAAUGAGAUAUAUAAAAGGGUAGAGGAUCAGAAGUCAAGCAGAGGAAGGAAUCAGGAUGCUCUUUUGGCUGCUUGUUUAUACAUUGCUUGUCGUCAAGAGGACAAGCCACGAACUGUCAUAUAGUUAACAAAGAAAAUAUGUUCUGUUGCCAAUGGAGCUACUAAGAAGGAGAUUGGUCGUGCAAAAGAGUACAUAGUCAAACAGUUGGGGCUUGAAACAGGACAAUCAGUAGAAAUGGGAACUAUCCACGCUGGAGAUUUUAUGAGACGUUUUUGCUCCAAUCUUGGUAUGACUAACCAAACCGUGAAGGCGGCUCAAGAAUCUGUGAAGAAGUCAGAGGAGUUUGAUAUAAGGAGGAGUCCCAUAUCGAUUGCAGCAGCGGUUAUAUACAUCAUAACACAGCUCUCUGAUGAGAAGAAGCCUCUUCGAGAUAUCUCGGUGGCAACUGGAGUUGCAGAAGGAACUAUUAGGAACUCGUACAAAGAUCUCUACCCUCACCUUCCCAAGAUCAUACCAGCUUGGUACGCUAAAGAAGAAGAUCUCAAGAACCUUCAAAGCCCUUGAGUGCUCUCAUCUUCUUCUCUCUUACUUGUUAUUACCCACUUACCACGCCUUCUUGUUUGAUAAAUCAAGUCUAGUUUCUAUUGGAAUCUCGGGUUAUAGAGUUGUUUGGUCCAGACCUGAACCAGAGUUCUCAAGUAGAUUUGUAUCCAGAGAAAAAUUAAUCCAAGGAUUCGUGUAUUGGUUAAAGCGUGUGUCAGAACAAAAGAAAACCGGAUCUGAAAUUCUCGGUCAAUAGAAAUA